This is a messenger RNA of Anopheles cruzii, 2155 nucleotides long. RefSeq names its product uridine phosphorylase 1. Gene Ontology annotation, molecular function: uridine phosphorylase activity. The transcript is spliced from 7 exons. The coding region runs from base 711 to 1784 and encodes 357 amino acids. Gene Ontology annotation, cellular component: cytoplasm; cytosol. Lineage: Eukaryota; Metazoa; Arthropoda; Insecta; Diptera; Culicidae. The record is from RefSeq and is a predicted model, not a curated record. Gene Ontology annotation, biological process: nucleotide catabolic process; uridine catabolic process.
AAAGGCGGAGAAAAGGAUAGUAGUAGAGAAUUGAUACGGGGGAGAGGCGGAGAGAGCCCGAGCCCGAAGUCCGAGAAAAUGCACACACGCACACAUCGCUGCGCUCUGUUUUUGUUUACAUUCUACGGCCAAGCCGUUUUAUUACGUUGGAUUGUUGCACAUACAUCGUGCGCUGUAUAUCUAUGUAUACGUAUUUAUACAUAUGCAUAUGUAUGUGUGUGUGGGUGCGAGAGAGAGAGAAAGCGAGACCUAGACAUGCGAAACGUGCGCGAAAUAUAUGCCGUGUGACGUCGUCCUCUCGAGCACGCCGCCGCCGGUGCCGCGCCUCUCGAGGUGCGCCCUUAUCAGGAGCGGCGUCGUUGUCGUCGUUGACGGCCGAAGACAGCGGCUUAGUAGCGCGGGUCGCCUGAUGCGAUUCACACCAUUAUCCAUUUCUGCAAUAGCAGCAGCAAGCACACAACACCACUGCGUCGUUGCCCUACGCCGAACGAUUGAUAAUGUGAAACCUGUGGGGGGGGGGGGGGUAGAGUACCGCACAGUACGUUUCUAGUGCUCCUCGCGUUAGCUUGCCUCGCACGUGUGUGCUUGCACUUCCCUCGCGGGGAGACGGUUUUCGGUUAACGGUCCUAGGAGGAAGCUAGGCUCUGCAGGCUGUGUGUGUGUGUGUGUUUUUUUAUUCACAUAAACAAAAGGGUGUACCAAACUUAGCGAUGGCCGAUCAAGUUGAUCGGGAGAAAAACGGUGCUGAAAACAAAAAUGAGAAGAAACCGUGCUCAAAGCUGCGACGUAUGACUAGGUACAACGAUGGAUCGGUAAAGCUUCGCAACCCCAAUAUCGAGCUGAUGGAUCAGGAUAUUUUGUACCAUCUGGCGCUAGGUAGUGGAAGCCACGAUCUGCAGGAAAUGUUUGGCGAUGUUAAGUUUGUGUGCAUGGGCGGCACGCCGAAGCGGAUGGAGACGUUUGCGCAUUUCAUGAUGGACGAAUUGAAGCUAAAGCUGCCCGCUGGUACCCAGCUGCAAGACAUUAGCGCGUUUUCCUAUCGCUACUCGAUGUACAAGGUUGGUCCGGUGCUGUCCGUGAGCCAUGGCAUGGGCGUCCCGUCGGUCGGCAUUCUGUUGCACGAGCUGAUCAAGCUGAUGUACCACGCGAAGGUGAAGGAUCCGCACUUCAUCCGCAUCGGCACGUGUGGCGGCAUCGGUGUAGAGGGUGGUACCGUCGUCGUCACUGAAGACGCUUACGACGGGUUGCUGCGGAACAGCUACGAACUGGCCAUCCUGGGACGAAUCGUGCAUCGCCCCGCAGUGCUCGACAAGAAGCUGGCCCGCGAUCUGAAGGCGAUGGCAACAAAUGACGAUCCUUACGAUACGAUCAUUGGAAAAACAAUGUGCACAUAUGACUUCUACGAAGGUCAGGGGCGGUUAGAUGGAGCGUUCUGUGAAUUUAGCGAGACCGAAAAAAUGGAGUACUUAGAGCAAUUGCGGGAUUUUGGUAUCGUCAACAUCGAGAUGGAGUGCACCAUCUUCGCCGCGCUUACCCACUACGCCGGCAUUAAGGCGGCCGUCGUGUGCGUAACGUUGCUCGAUCGAUUGAAGGGUGACCAGGUGAUGGCGCCGAAGGAGGUGAUGAACGAGUGGCAGCAGCGCCCGCAGACCCUUGUCUCCCGCUACAUUCAGGAAUACGUGCGGAAGACGAAACUGAUGAGGUCAUAUCCCAUGUUAGUGGGUCCCAUUAAGUCGCCGCGGCGCUUCAAGCUCGUGCAGCAAGAAUCGGAAGCUCACGAGUAAGUAGUAGUAGUGUGUCAGGGCGACUAGGAGGAGCAAGUAACUGAGACGGAACUAGAGAGGAGAGUUCGAGAAGAACACAAAAGCUACGAUUGGUUUAUCCUCGAUUCGCACGAUCAUAUUUAACCGAAAUUCCAAAUCUUUGUUUAACGGUUCUGUACCUGUGCUUGCACUUCAAGUUCCCUUGUUCCCUACCAGCCAUUCAUACUCAGCCAGACCGAGGCUUAACUGAAGGUCAAAACCACUCUACUACAUAUGUUAAAUUAUGUAAAACACACAGUGUGAGAGUCAGAAAGUUGCAAAGCUUGGAGCGUUCCGCUGCGUCUGUACGUUGUACGUUUGGUGUAAUGUGCGAAUUCAUACUUUGGUUUUGU